This is a messenger RNA of Pseudogymnoascus verrucosus, 3114 nucleotides long. RefSeq lists its product as uncharacterized. Lineage: Eukaryota; Fungi; Ascomycota; Leotiomycetes; Thelebolales; Thelebolaceae. The record is from RefSeq and is a predicted model, not a curated record. The transcript has 3 exons. Bases 84 to 1511 code for a protein of 475 amino acids.
CUUUGUCACCUCAAAAUGCCAACAGGAGAAAUUCCCAAAGUCCACCUGCAUUAUUGCCCGCAUAUUAGCACGCAAUACCCAUCAUGCCCUUCCAGUUCGUCGACAACAAUACCCCCAUCGACCGUGCUGCGAGGCGGCGAAUCCGCAGUCACGUGGCCACAGGCAAGAACGCAGGACGGACGCUCGUUCGACCAUCGCGGACUAAAGCAGCUGCGCGAGAAGCUGGAUCGCGACCUAUAUCAGCGAUCAUAUGCGUACCGCGCGUUGUGGCGGAUGCGCGGGAUGUGGAGGCGGAGGAAGAGGGCGGUUGUGCGAUUGAGCGGAUGAUUGGGGAUAGGCUUUCUGUGUUUUCGUUUCCGGAGCAGGGGAGUGUUAAGGCAAGGGGGAUUGUGCAGAGAGCUUUCUCUUUCGUAAGCCGGCCGUUUCAGCCUGACGAUUUACAGACUUCUGUUGAUAUGACGGACGUGCCUACGUCGAUGUGGGUGCAGUUCAUGUUUUUAGAUGAAGCUUUCUUUCACUGCGCCAUUGCUGCCUCCGUCACAGCUCGCAAUGGCCUCGUGGUUGAAAAAGACGACCCCAAGGAGGCCAUGCGUCACCUCUCUCAAACAUUCCGCCUCAUUAAUGAAAGAUUAUCAAGAGACGAUGCAGUAUCAGAUGAGACCAUAGCGGUCGUAGUGAUCCUGGCGCAGCAUGAGCGCCUCCGUGGUCAGUACCGAGAAGGGCUCGUCCACAUCAGUGGACUGGAGCGGAUGGUCCAGUUACGGGGCGGUGUCACGGCGCUUUCGAGAUAUCGACCUGGCUUGACGCAGAAAAUGUUUAAAGUCGACCUCGAAUAUGCAAUGCACCAGGGCACAGCAACGAGGUUUAGUACCGAGGAUAUCGUGCCUAAUAGCACGGCCUUAUUUGGACGAUUCACAGGCCCCGAAAUGAAUUACGAUAUUAAUAUGAUUGAUCCAAGGCUCUCGAAACAUCUAAGAAACGACUUAGAAACGAUUUUCAUGGAUAUGAAUAGCCUUGCAAGAUUAAUGAACGAUGCCUGUGCGGGAUACUGCCCAAGGAUAAAACCCUACAUCUUCCUCGACACCGUCAUAUUACUUGGUUACCGCCUACUCCAGGUCAGCCCCCUAUCUGGGUCGCGACUAUUCAGUAGCCUCGAAAAUGCGGUGCACAUAGGCCUAGCUGUAUUUUUAAUGGCAUUACUACGGGGUCUCGCUAUGAAGGUCUCUAAUGUACCACUGAUCUCCAAUUUGGCUCGAUCGGUGGCACAAGGCCAUAUAGGCAGUGGACGGGUGGACAAAGAGGUCAUUCUUUGGAUACUGUUCACUGGACGAGCUUCGGCAUUCGAAGAAGUGGACGAUGAGUGGUUUUUGCCGAAGAUGGCAGAGACGACGCGCUCCUUGGGAAUUGAUUCUUGGGAAGGUGUAAGCAAGGUUCUUGCCACAUUUCCAUGGGUUAGUGAUGUUCACGGAAAAUCGGGCCAGGCGCUCUGGUACAAAUCGACGUUCUUCUAGAUUUAAAACUUCUAUGAGAUGGGAUAGCCUAAGUGACUAGGCUGCCUCAGUCAUCUGUCAACCAGGCAACCUCGCGAUAGUCCUACAGAAUAGCCUUCACGCAGCCAGGUUGAACGGACUCCAGCUCGCCAGCAACAGCAUCCCAGAGGAGCUUCUGCGACUUUUGCCCCUCUUCAUCGGUUACCCAGAUUGGUACAAUAUCACUAUCAAAACAACAAUAUUAGCAUAGGACUUGCAAACCGGGCGGGUCAAAGGACGCGUGUGAGACUUACUCAGCGAUGCGGCAGGAAUCGAGAAAGCACCCAUGACUCUCUUUUCCGGCAACAGCCCCAUACAGCAGCGUCCGGCUUCCGUCCUCGGCAGUGCGUCCGUACUUUUCUUUCGAUUCUUGGAGCAUUUUGCGGAAGGCGGGUGGUGCAUGGCGGCCAAGCUCUGUCUUACAGCUUCCGGGGCAAACGAUGUUCAUGACAACGCCUGUGCGGGAUACGGGGGCCAGGGCCGCAAGUUGGCGAGUCGCUAUUGUCUCGACAAGUUUGGAUAGGGGAUACCUAGUAUCGACGUUAGUUACAGUCAGGGAAAAGAGGGCCAAUGUAUGGGACUCAUGGUUACGUACAUUUUCAGUCCCUUGUGCCCUUCAUUCUCUACCUCCACCAACGGGUCACUCUUAAUAACAUCCCAGUCCGCCUUCGCGUCAAAGCCGACUCCGCUUGACACCAGGACAAUAUGCGGCACAAUCCCAAACUUCUUCGCGUCAUCACUCAUCUUCGGCAACAGCAACACAGCAAGUAGCAGCGUACUAAGCACAUUAACAGUGAUAUUCAGCAAAUGCCCCUCCGCCAUCGUCCUAUCGAAAGCAGCAACACCCGCAUUCUCAAUCAGCGCAUCGAUGCGCUCCAGCUCCGCCACCGCGCGCUUCGCAAACACCUUGACGGAAUCGUAACUCGACAGGUCGAGUGCCCAUACUUCGGCCACUCCCGAUGUCCCGGUACCGGCUUCGAUGGAGGCUUUGGCUGCCUCGCCGGCGCUGAGGUUGCGGACGGCCAUGAUGACUUUGGCGGCGCCGACGGCGACGAGGUGCUUAGAGGCUUCGAGACCGAGGCCGACGUUGGCGCCUGUCACGAUGUAGGUCUUGCCGGCACAUUUCUCGCGCGAGAUGUGGAGGGGGAGGUUGUGGGGUUGAGUGGCUACUGCGUCUGCCAUUUUUGGUUGUUGGGUUGGUGGAAUGGGACUUUGUGGGAACGAAAUUGAAGAAGAUUGUGAUGAUAUAUAUAGGGAUAGAUUCUGAGUUGAGGUUGGUAAGGUGUGAGGAUGAGAGUUCUUGCUUUCUGAUAUCCAGUGGAGGAGGGAUCGAAGCAGUUAUAUAUACCCCCAGAGAUCUGAUGGUGCCUCUGGGUGAUCAGGGCCAACAAAGUCUACCAUGUCUCUUCUUGAUCGGCCUUUAGCAAAAUCCGAGAUAGUUACACUGUAAACCCCGGACGAUGGACUGAUCUUUCUCUUAAACUCAUAUGCUGAAGCAAUGACAAAACCGUGAGGCACGUCUACAGUGGGCCAAAACGUUGUCCCCGCCUAUGGGAGAGCAGCAUCCCGAUUCGGACAUUGGCAG